UUUAUUCUAAAGAUCUAUACAUAAUCAUUCUAAUCAAGUUCUACCUUAGCCAUAUCUUAAAAUUCGAGUGGCAAUGUAUAGAUGAUUGGUAACGAUGGAUCUAAAUUAUUUCCUCAAGUUUAUAUUGGUAAUGAUAAUACUCCUCUUAGGGUUUCUUGCUUGGCUAGAACACAAGGUAGCAAACUCAAACGAAGAGGUGAUGCAAGUGAGUGAUGAAAUAAACAUAGUGUUUGAACAAGAUGGUGAGAAGAAUGAAUUUUGUGUUUGUUCCUUUUGUGGCAAAUUAAGAAACAUAGUCACAAGAUGCUCACGAUGCAAAAAUGCUAUAUAUUGUUCAAAGGCUUGCCAUGUCAUGCAUUGGAGAUUUAGCCAUAAAGACGAAUGUGUUGAGAUAGUUUCUGCAAAAGAUCAUGUUGGAGUACAAUGCUUUCUCUUGGAGCCUGAAAAUGAAAGUUCAAAGUACUCAUUGAAUGAAGAGGAUGAGGGAGAUGUUUACUAUAUUGAAGGAGGAGAAAAUAAUGAUGAGUCGAUUAGAAGAAAGUUUCAAGAUGAUGAUGGAUGUGCAGUUUGUGGCAUUUCAUGCUCCAAAAAAUGCUCAAGAUGUAAAGCUAUAAAAUAUUGCUCACAAACAUGCCAACAUUUUGAUUGGAAAUCAGGACAUAAAUUCCAAUGUUGUGUUAACAAGAAAGCUUCAACUCAAGAAACAACAAACAAUCAAAGAUGGCAUGACAGUGAAAAUGUUAUAAUGCCCCCAAAUUUAGAUGAGGUGAAAGAUGAUGAUCCUCUUUGCUUGGAAUUUUAUUCAGAAGAAAACACCAACACCAAAGCUCUGAUUUUAAGUUCUCAGGAAGCUAGCAACAAAGUCCAUCAAGUUGAAGAACAAUUGAGAAACCUAAAACAAGAAUUAGAAAUUAUCAAAAGUGAAAAUAUAUCACUGCAAUCAAAGAAUAACUAUUGGGAAGUUAGAGCAAAGUAUUCUGCUGAUAGACUCUACAGUUUCAAGAAAGAAAAUGAACACCAGUUGUUGAUUUUGAAGCGUGAAAAUGAAUUGAUGUCAAAUGCUGAGAAACAAGCUCGUCAAAUGGUUACUAAUUUAUCUCAAAGGAUACACUGUUUGCAGAUUUCAGUUGAAACAGAAGUGGCAGAGAGGAAAAAACAAGAAGAAAUUAUACAUAUGCUACAGAAUGAAUGUAAUAAGGCUAAAAGAGAGUUUCAAGAGCAAAACAAUUAUGUUGAAAGGCUUAGGCAGAAGCUUGAUAAUGUCAGUAAAUUUCCUAUGAAAAUAGCUCAAGAGUCAGGGGAAAAAAUAGCCAUUACUUCCAGUCUAAUGUCAGCUGGUGAAUCCAAAGUUCCUGCUGCUGAGGUAUCCAAGACAAUCAGUUUAAGCAGAAAUCCAACCUUAACUAGUCAGUGUUGUACAAUUUGCUUAGGCAGUGAGAAGGACAUGGCCUUCGGUUGUGGGCACAUGACUUGCAGAGAAUGUGGAACAAAAAUUCGCAAGUGUCAUAUAUGUCGAAAGAAGAUCGUUAAUCGUAUCAGAUUGUUUCCUGGCUGAUUGACAAUGGAGUUGAUAGCAAAUUUCUAAGAAAGACAGUAUAUAUGUGCAUGUUAUGCCUCUGAUGAGAAAUAAUGUGAUGAAACCUUGACAAUUACAUAUUGCGAUAAUUUGCCAAGAUAAAAAGCUCACAUACUAUGACCUUAUAUACCUACCUAUGCGAUCACAUGUAUUCGAGUUUAAUGUAUCGAUGUAUGUAAAUAUGAAUGUAAACUAUGUUUUGGUAAAGUUCUCAUAUGAAAAUCUAUGUAUAAGUUAUCCUUUUUUGUUGAUGUAAGUAGAAAUGCAUAAAUGCUACUAAUAAUACACCUAAAUGAAGCAUCAAGAAAGAUUCUUAACCAAGAACAAUAACAAAUUCACAAAGUUGUGUUUUCUAACAUUAAAUUAAACUAUUCAUAUCACCUGUAAGCUAUUUUUUUUUAUAAGAACUGCCUCA
This is a messenger RNA of Vicia villosa (hairy vetch), 1991 nucleotides long. RefSeq lists its product as uncharacterized. The record is from RefSeq and is a predicted model, not a curated record. Bases 95 to 1555 code for a protein of 486 amino acids. NCBI's taxonomy places the organism in Eukaryota, Viridiplantae, Streptophyta, Magnoliopsida, Fabales, Fabaceae. The transcript is spliced from 14 exons.